Messenger RNA from Cryphonectria parasitica EP155, 1047 nucleotides. RefSeq lists its product as uncharacterized. The transcript is spliced from 3 exons. Bases 1 to 1047 code for a protein of 348 amino acids. Gene Ontology annotation, cellular component: cytoplasm. NCBI's taxonomy places the organism in Eukaryota, Fungi, Ascomycota, Sordariomycetes, Diaporthales, Cryphonectriaceae. The record is from RefSeq and is a predicted model, not a curated record. Gene Ontology annotation, molecular function: GTPase activity.
AUGCCUUUUGCUCAGCUUGUGCUUGGGAGUCCCGGCGCAGGCAAAAGUACCUAUUGCGAUGGCAUGCACCAGUUUUUGGGUGCAAUAGGACGAUCCUGCUCCGUUGUCAACCUCGAUCCUGCAAACGACAAAACGAACUACCCGUGCGCCCUCGACAUCCGCGACCUCGUGACUCUGGAAGAGAUCAUGGGAAACGACAAUCUGGGACCGAACGGCGGGGUUCUCUACGCGCUUGAAGAGCUUGAACACAACUUUGAGUGGCUGGAGGAAGGUCUGAAAGAGCUUGGCGAAGAUUACAUUCUAUUUGAUUGUCCCGGCCAGGUCGAGUUGUACACCCAUCACAACUCGCUGCGGAACAUUUUUUUCAGGCUCCAGAAGAUGGGAUUCAGGUUGGUCGUUUUGCACCUUUCCGACAGUUUCUGCGUGACGCAACCCUCUCUUUACAUCUCGAACCUCCUCCUCGCCCUCCGAGCCAUGAUGCAGAUGGACCUCCCACAUAUAAAUGUCUUGACCAAGAUUGACAAGGUUGCCGAAUAUGAUGCCCUGCCGUUCAACCUUGACUUCUACACCGAGGUACAAGACCUCUCACAUCUCCUCCCCAGCCUCGAGCAGGAGUCUCCCGUACUGCGCAGCGAGAAAUUCAGGGCUCUGAAUGAAGCCGUCGCGAACCUGGUAGAGAGCUUCGCUAUGGUCCAGUUCGAAGUCCUGGCUGUCGAGAACAAGAAGAGCAUGAUGCAUCUCUUGCGAGUGAUUGAUCGAGCUGGCGGUUAUGUGUUUGGAGGCGCUGAGGGUGCCAACGACACGGUGUGGCAGGUCGCGAUGCGCAACGAGUCGUCCUUGCUCCAGGUCCAGGACAUUCAAGAGCGGUGGGUGGACCAGAAGGAGGCGUACGACGAGCUCGAGGCCAAGGAGGAGGAAGAGCAAGCCAGAAAUCGCGAGGCGCAAGCGGAGGCCAUGGCUUCAACCGAUAAUGGGUAUGAUGAGUUCGACGACAUGCCCAUGCCUCCUGCGGAUAGUGGCGUGAAGGUGGUGCGCAAAGGGAAAUGA